GCAGGUGCACAACUUCACUCAUUACAUUCCCCGUCACUCAUUAUUGCAUUGUCCGAGGCGUUAGGCGCGAGCUCUGUGUUGUAAUGGAAUCGCAGAGCUUGGUAGAAUCACCAUAUCUCAGAUCUCUCAUCGCAGGCGGCGUAGCAGGUACGACCGUAGACAUCUCACUUUAUCCUCUCGAUACCCUCAAGACUCGAUUACAGUCCUCCGCCGGCUUCUGGGCAUCUGGCGGUUUUCGCGGUGUAUACAAUGGCGUAGGCUCUGCAGCAGUCGGCUCCGCGCCAGGAGCCGCAUUGUUCUUUAUGACAUAUGAAGGGACAAAGAGAUAUCUUGCACCCUACGGAACGAGCGCAACGAGCGAAGCGGGUGUGCAUAUGGCAGCAGCAAGCUUGGGAGAAAUCGCAGCAUGUUCCGUGCGGGUACCGACAGAAGUGGUCAAGCAAAGAGCGCAGGCGAAGCAGCAUCCGAGCUCACUGAGCUCGCUGAAGCAUAUCUUGGGACAAAGAGCAACACACGGGCUGCCUCAUGUAUGGCGAGAGCUGUACCGAGGAUGGGGCAUUACGGUCAUGCGUGAGGUGCCCUUCACCAUUAUUCAGUUCCCGCUCUGGGAAGGCCUGAAGAAGUGGUCACUGGCACAGAGACAAGGCCCACGGCCCUCAGAUGUCACAGCUGCGGAGAGCUCGAUAUAUGGCGCUGUUUCAGGAGCUAUCGCUGCUGGACUUACCACUCCUCUUGAUGUGCUCAAGACCAGGAUGAUGCUAUCGAAGGAGCGAGUCAAUGUCUUCGAUAUGACGGCACGUAUCUGGAAGCAGGAAGGAGGUCGUGUAUUCCUCAGUGGCAUCGGACCCAGGACCAUGUGGAUCAGUAUCGGCGGCGCGGUCUUCCUAGGCAGCUACCAAUGGGCAAGUAAUCUACUAGGAGGACGAUGA
Cercospora beticola is the source of this 929-nucleotide messenger RNA. It is a transcript of the gene PET8, whose product is annotated as Pet8p. Gene Ontology annotation, molecular function: S-adenosyl-L-methionine transmembrane transporter activity. The record is from RefSeq and is a predicted model, not a curated record. Gene Ontology annotation, cellular component: mitochondrial inner membrane. Lineage: Eukaryota; Fungi; Ascomycota; Dothideomycetes; Mycosphaerellales; Mycosphaerellaceae. Gene Ontology annotation, biological process: transmembrane transport.